AUGCGCCCUGACGCAACCGCUUGUAAACGUCGGUUACGUCGGCAUGAGAAGAAGAAACAAAACAGCUUCACAGAGCAGAGUUUCAAGAACACCGGUGAAGAAAACUAUCCCCGUGUCACUCUUCAUUGUUCAUCGCAAACACCACGAUGCGGCGACACGUCCAUUUCGUUGCUUGUAACGGAGGGUGGAGAGAAGGAGCUAGCUAGCUCGCUAGCUGUAUUGAGCCUGCCAGUGUGACAGCUAACGUCAGUAGCCUGAAGCUAACUGGUUACUCCUCUUUGAAAAAGGUGAGUUUGUGCUUUAAGAGGACAGACUGCUCGGUUUGUCACCGGUUUGUGGAAAAAAGAAACAUUCUGGUUUAAACCCUUGUUGUUUCUAUAUAAACCCUAUUAUAAUUCACGAGUAAAGCAACAAUUCGACCUCUUCUUAUGGUGGGGUUUCUUUACUGUGUUUUAUUUAACUUGGCCGAGCGUCGUGUUAGAGAACUUACUGAUCCCUGGUAUGAGUUGGUCUUUUGGCUCUUGUUGGGAGUCUGGCUUGUAAACCAGUCACUUGGCAGACAGUUGUUUGACUAGAAGACAUAGGUGUCUAUCAUAACAGCCAAGCAGGCUUGAGUCCAUAUGAUUCACAGCCUAAGACGACCUCGUGAUUCUUGGGCAGGUGUUUUCAGAGCGGAAGAAGUGUUUACUUAUUUCUGAUAAACCUGAAGUUGUUGGCACAGUGCUGAUAUGACUGCUGGCCAAGUUUUCUUUUUUUCUUUACACUGCACAUUGGCCUGACGUACCUCUCAUCCCUUCUGCAAAUAUUUUGUUUGCAGUUGGCACACCACUAAGAAGGAAGUCAAAGUAGACGUGUAAGUGCGUCAAGCUUUGUUCAGCUCGUUUGAGCAAAAAAGACACUGACCAUCCUACUGGCUUUAAAUCUGUCUAUAUUCAUGUGUAAAGAUGUGUCUUUUUGUGCUUUCUUUGUCAAGUGGAAGUGCCAACAGUGGAAACAAUAUGAAGCAACUAAAUACAUGUAUCUGAUUUGACAUUGUUUGUACAUUUUCAAGAUUUUUCAUUUGUGGAUACUUAGUGUUUAUGGCUUCCAACAAUGCAUAUUUACAUCUAAAAUACUUGGUGAAACCAUGCUAUCUAUUAAAAUGUUCGUAAUGAUAUCAGAAUAAACUUGAUUCUUCAUGACUGGUAUGAUAUAAUGUCAUAAAAGUGUAUAAAAUGCUCCAUCUUGUGUUGCUUUUUACCCUCAAGAUCGUAACAUGACUCACAGGGUAUGUUGUAACUGGUUUCGUUUUUCCCUGUAAUAUAUCAAAGACGAGGAGCUGUUAAAGUCCUGUUUAAAGUGGCUGGACUUUGAUUUCUCUCUGAAUUCCUAUUUUAAAGUCUUGCAUUUUUGUGGUGAACUAUGUCAUUUCCUUCUUGUGUCAUUUUAGCCCGAGCAGUCAUGACUCAGAAAGUCAAUUUGUGCUCAGUCUCCCUUGGAGUGCAGGGUAUGACUUGUGGCUCCUGUGUCCAGUCCAUAGAGCAGCGUAUUGGGUCUCUUCCUGGUGUGAUACACAUAAAGGUAAUGCUGUCUUUGCAAAACUAUAUUCUUCUUUUUCAAAUGAGUCUGUUAAUGUUUUCCACAAAGAGGUGCAAUUCUUGAACUAUGGGGGCUAAAAAUGCUUUGCAUGACACUUCAAGAUUAAAAACAGGAACUGAAACAACAGUUCAAUCUGUACUUUUACUGGAACAAAAGGGAACAGAACCUUGCGCAAAAGCCAGAUAUGUCUUCAUUAUUAUAUCAACCAAAGGUUUCUGUCCAUUUAACAUAACUAAGUUUGAUUUAACCCACAGUUUGACCCCCUGAGGUCUUUUUUUUAACCAAGUUACAGCAAUUAGAGGGAGCUAUAUGGCAACAUUUGUGGUCUGCUGUUUUGUUUAUUGUGUUUUUUACCCCUCAGGCUGAGGUGAAAUGAGAAGAUAACUUAAUAGUGUAUCCCAGAUAAAACCUCACCCUUUCCAGGACCGUGACAGCGGUCGAUAUGCAGCCUAUGCCCACAGGAAAUGUCAUUUGUGUCUGAAGAGGAUUAGUUCCUGGGUCCUUUUAAGUUAAUCUAUACAGACAUGACCAUGACAUGACUGUUUUUCUUGGUAAAACAUUGCCUCACGCCUUGCCCUGUCUGUUUCUGAAUCUUAGAAAAAUGGGAAAAUCCAGCAGGCAAGCAGACAAGCACACACACUCACUGCUAAACCCCCACUGCUGUUUGAACUUAUGGCUCAGUCAAGUGAUCCCUUCAGUAUGUCACAUGUUUCCCUGCUGGGGUCACCAUGCUGAUGGGAACUCUGUGGGCUUACUGAAGCCAUGGACCUGUUUUUAUGUCUUUUCUGUAUUUUAACUCAUUUUUGAGAAAAGACAGACUCAUAGUAUUGCUGUAAUAAUUUAAUAAAACGUUGAUUCAAUUGAAUAUAGUGCAUUGUUCGCUAGUUCAAGAACUAACAAACUCAACAUUCUGAACUAACAAAAUUUACACACAGAUUUAAAUCCUAAGUCAGACAAAUUUAAGUGCCUAACUGUGCCGGUGUCUUAUGGUUUGAGAAUCACUGACUUUCCCUGGAUUUAAUUUUUUAGUUAAACUUUACUUUGUUUUGUAGGUCUCUUUAGAGCAGAAGAAUGCCACCAUCAUAUUUGAUCACAGCCAACAGAGCCCUGAGUCUCUAUCAGACGCCAUCGAAGACAUGGGCUUUGAAUCAAGUCUGUCAGAAUCCAGCACAGCCACACCCAUAUCUACGGACACCCAGUUGAUCCCCACCUCAGGCCUGACGCCAGCAGCCCAGCAGGAAGCUUUGGAGAAGUUGUCCCAAAUUCAAGGAGUUCUGGAUGUCAGGGAGAGCGCAGCACCCUCAGGUCUCACCGUCACCUUUGUUCCAUCCCUGACUCCUCCUCAGCAGCUGAGCGAAGUAGUUGCCAGCCUUACACCUCUGGAGAUCGACACACCCAGCGGCCCACCACAGAACGGCCCAACUUUGUCCCCAUCUCACACAUCAGAAGCUGGCGUGUCACUGCUGAAGUUACGCAUUGAAGGGAUGACCUGUCACUCCUGCACCACCACCAUUGAAGGAAAGAUAGGAAAACUGAAAGGAGUCGAAAAGAUCAAAGGUGAUAAGCUCGACCUGCUCACAGUCAUGUAGUCAUGCUCUGCCUCUAUGAGUGAGCAGUGACAUUUUAACGCAGUUGCCCCAAAUCUUACAGAUAACAUGCUAUUGUUCGGUUCUUUGUAUCUUCUCCAAAGACAGAUUGUUUUGGGGAUUGGACUGUGACUCAUGAAAUCUUUUAUCAUUGUGAGAUGUGUAUCAACAGAUAGGAUUAGGUGUGCUGAGUACGGCAAGGCCAUUCUAUACAAAGUAGUUAGGUGAGCUGCCAGAUGUAGACCAAAUCUCUGCACAGUGUUAAAAAUGGAAUUCAGACCUUCCAAAGCAUUACAGUUUACUACAAAUGACAAAUUGCUGAUUUUAUUGAUCUUGUUCAUCUGUGUUCUUCAAAAAGAAAAAAAAGGUCCUCUGCCUAUUUUAGGAUAUAAUUAGAUUCCUUUUAAAGUCACAUACACUAUGUUUUGUAUUUGUAUUUCUAACUAUUUCAUGUCUUAAUGUCCUGUAGUUGUGUUGGAUACUCAGGAAGCUACAAUCAUGUACCUGCCCUACCUCAUCGCUGUCCAGACCAUCAUUGACCAGAUCGCUGUGGCCGGCUUCAAGGCGUCUGUCAAGUCCAAGCCCCACCCUCUGCAGCUAUCUCCCAGCGAAGUGGAACGUUUUGUUGAUUCUCAAAAACCAACCAUUUCUUCUCCGCUAGACACAUCGGAGGAGACGGAAAUCUUCAUUGACACAACGCUUACAACGCUCAGGGUGAAAGGCAUGCACUGCCGAUCGUGCGUGGUCAAUAUCCAGGACAAUAUCUCUAUGCUGCCUGGUGUCUCCUCUGUGGAGGUCUCUUUGGAGAAGGAGAAGGCCACCAUUUCCUACGAUCCUCUUAAAGUUACAGUGAAUCAGUUACAGCAGGCAAUUGAGGCUCUCCCUCCAGGGAACUUUAAGACUCAACCCUGGGACUCCUCUUGUCCUCUCAGUCCUGUACCCUCUUUGUCUAUACCUGCCUUAUCAUCACUGCAGCCUACAGGGUUAAGCAAGGCCCCACCUUCUGCCUUACAGACUUCUUUUAUUCAGCCUUUGGCAUCCACGGCUGAAAUUCACAUUGAGGGCAUGACAUGUAACUCCUGUGUCCAGACCAUUGAAGGCGUGAUCUCAAAAAAGAAGGGCGUGAUCUCGGCCCAGGUCUCUCUGGCUAAUCAUCAAGGGGUCUUUGAGUAUGAUCCCCUCCUUACCACGCCAGAGGAGUUGAGAGAGGCUGUAGAGGACAUGGGAUUUGAUGCCUUCUUACCUGGUGAGUAGAAUGAUUUUGUGGUUUCCAAGUCAACAGUGUGCUUAUGUACUGAACUGGGUGAAGCAGUCUUAUGUUAGUGUUUUGAUUAGAGACUUGUGUACAUAUAUCAGAGCUCCAGACUACUUUGUCAGCAUUCAAAACAAAGCUAUAGUAGUUUUCUUGGCAGAAUAAUUACCAAUGUGUCCUUCCUUCAUCAUAAGCUUUGUAAAUACUGAACUGAAAAUGUAACAUCAACUUAAAAACAAUCAUCUGUCGCCCACAGAGACCAAUUCUCUGCUGCCAGCAUCAGAUUUCAGUCUCCUGAAGCCUUUGAGUCCAGCACCUGUAAAAGAGCUGGAUGGUGACAUACAUAGAGAAACCCCAAAGGAACGCAACACAGACACAAACUCAAAAUGUUUCAUCCAGAUUGGAGGAAUGACGUGCGCUUCCUGUGUGGCAAACAUCGAGCGAAACCUCAAGAAUGAAUCUGGUAAAUCGAUUUAAAAAAAAAAAAAAAAGUUUAAUCUUGAAGUUUUAGGUCAGUGUUGAUGAAUCUCAGAGCUGAAGACAUGUGAAUUCUAAUGCAGGUAUCCAUUCGGUUCUGGUGGCACUGAUGGCGAGUAAAGCAGAGGUGCGUUAUAACCCUGAACUGAUCGACCCAGGCAGGAUCGCUGAUUGUGUGAAGGAACUCGGCUUCACUGCGUCUGUUAUGGAAAACUAUGAAGGCUCAGAUGGAAACCUUGAACUAGUGGUGAGUACACAGUAACAUUAUCUUUGUAUUGUGUUGAAGAAAACACUAUACUGUCAUUUAUUUCCACAAGAUAAAAACUCAAACCAAACACUGUCAUUGUUAUGUGAGACUAACACAUUCUACCCGGUUACCUACAUCUGAAACAAACGUCUGUUCCUCAGCUCGUCCUCUCUAAGCUUUCAAUCUCUUCCUCUUCUUUGAUCCCCCCUUUUCACUCUCUUACAGGUCAGAGGAAUGACAUGUGCCUCCUGUGUUCACAAAAUUGAAUCCAGCCUCAUGAAAGAAAAGGGGAUUAUUUAUGCCUCUGUUGCCUUAGCGACCAAUAAGGCACACAUUAAGUAUGACUCUGAAAUUAUAGGUCCACGAGACAUCAUUAAGCUGAUCGAGGUAUUGUUCCUGCUGCUCCUCUAUCAAAUUAUUUGCUGAUAUUUUUCAUAAUCAUGUUCUUUACUGCAUGUUUACAUCAGCUUAUCUGUACAUGAAUCAUCAUCAAAUCAUUGAUUGUUGCAGAAUCUGGGCUUUGAAGCCACUUUGGUGAAGAGAGACCGCACGGCCAGUCACCUGGACCACAGCAAGGAGAUUCGACAGUAAGCCCAUUUUUGUUUUUGCCUAUCUUUAUGUAAAAAAUUUUAUAUGCAUCACUCAAGAGUUUAUCAAUCUCUGUCCUUAUGUACAAAACCCAAUUCCAUUGAAGUUGGGAAAUUGUUAUAAAUGUGAAUAAAAACAAAAUACAAUGAUUUGCAAAUCCUUUUCAACCUAUAUUCAAUUGAAUACACUACAAAGACAAAAUAUUUAAUGUUCAAACUCAUAAACUUAAAUUUUUUUGCACAUAAUCAUUAACUCAGAAUUUCAUGGCUGCAACACGUACCAAAGUAGUUGGGACAGGGGCAUGUUUACCUCUGUGUUAUAUCACCUUUCCUUUUAACAACACUCAAUAAACGUUUGGGAACUGAGGAGAUUAAUUGUUGAAGCUUUGAAGGUGGAAUUCUUUCCCAUUCUUGCUUGAUGUACAACUUCAGUUUUUCAACAGUCCGGGGUCUCCGUCGUCGUAUUUUACGCUUCAUAAUGCGCCACACAUUUUCAAUGGGAGACAGGUCGAGUACCCGCACCCUUUUACUAUGAAGCCACGCUGUUGUAACACAUGCAGAAUGUGGCUUGGUAUUGUCUUGCCGAAAUAAGCAGAGGCGUCCAUGAAAAGAUGUUGCUUGGAUAGCAGCAUACGUUACUCUAAAACCUGUAUGUAUCUUUCAGCAUUAAUGUUGCCUUCACAGAUGUGUAAGUUGACCAUGCCUUUGGCACCAAUGCACCCCCAUACCAUCACAGAUGCUGGCUUUGGAACUUUGCGUCUGAGUUAAUUGUUAUUUGCAAAAAAAAUAACGUUUAUGAGUUUGAACAUUAGAUAUCUUGUCUUUGUAGUGUAUUCAAUUGAAUAUAGGUUGAAAAUGAUUUGCAAAACAUUGUGUUUUGUUUUUAUUUACGUUUAUCACAAUUUCCCAACUUCAAUAAAAUUGGGUUUUGUAUGUUAAAAUAUUGUCUUCAUUUGCUCGGAUCCCUCUCUUACAAAAAGAGGAUAAUAGAGGUAAAUAGUCAACUGUGCGUCUAAAGCUAAAACUUAGAGGGAAGCCCCCUACUUUAAAACUGCUCAGUAUCUGAUUCUUAGAUUACAACACCAAGUUUUUUGGACAGUUUUGACCAUCAGGGCCAGGUAAAACGUAAAUCAAAACCCUUUUUAGGCUGAAAUAAUGAUGUAUGCAAAUAUUGUGGUAGUAGUGUGGGAGGUUUGUAUUUGUUGGUCAGUGGUGCCGUAUACCAGAUAAAAUGAUGAUGAAUUUUCAUAUUCCUCCUUUAUUAUGUGAUUUGAAACCAGGAAAUCAAAUUACAUCAAUAUCUAACAGAAUUCUGUCCUUGCUCUCUAAGGUGGAGGAAAUCUUUCCUGGUGAGCUUGAUAUUCUGCGUUCCUGUCAUGGGCAUGAUGACCUACAUGAUUAUUAUGGACCAUAAUAUGCAUUCCUCACAUCAACACAACAUGACGGCAGAGGACCGUAACCGCUACCACUCCACCAUGUUUCUGGAAAGACAGCUGCUCCCAGGCCUCUCCAUCAUGAACCUCCUCUCCUUCCUCUUCUGUGUGCCUGUACAGGUGAACCAGAAUAGUGAAUUAGGCAGAACACAGACACUUAAAUAUUAAACAACAUGUGUUUUUUACAUGAGCGACGUGUGAUGUGGUGAAUUGAAGCUUUGUUUUCCCUCUUUAGUUCAUUGGCGGUCGCUACUUCUACAUUCAAGCCUACAAAGCAGUCAAACACAAAUCCGCCAACAUGGAUGUGUUGAUAGUUUUGGCAACCACCAUAGCCUUCACCUAUUCACUGGUCGUCCUAAUAGUGGCCAUGGCGGAGAAGGCGAAAGUCAAUCCUAUCACCUUCUUUGACACACCACCAAUGCUCUUUGUCUUCAUCUCUCUGGGACGCUGGCUGGAACAGAUAGCCAAGGUUUGGAUGAAUUUUUAUGGAUAAUCUAGAAAAAUUCUCAUUAAUUUAUGAAAUGCUGAAAAGCGGGACUUUUAUUUAAUUCAUCAUUCAAAUAAAAAGGUAUGUUUUGUCCUUUCUUCUUUUAUUCCACAAAGAGCAAAACAUCUGAGGCUCUGUCCAAGCUGAUGUCUCUGCAAGCAACUGAGGCUACAGUGGUUACUCUCAGCAGUGAUAUGUCCAUACUCAGGUACUUACUGUUUGCAGUGCUUGUUUUGUAUAUUUACUUGUUCAGGAUAGUCCAGGGUUAAAAUGCCAUAAAAGGUUUUCAUAUAUCCUACCAAGAUUCUGGGAAAUUAAGAUUAGAAUCAAGUUCCCAGCAAUUUGAAAACCCUCCCAGCCAUCCUGAAAAUAACAUGAUAACAUAAGUCCACCAUGUGGCACUGCCCGAGUAAAAUACCUGCUUAAGUUUGUGUUAGCCACCUGCAUCUCUGUUUUUAAAUAUCAAACUGAGAAAUUUGCCGUAAUGCAACUUAAUUUUAUUUGUACAACAACUUGCUGUGAAAGUGAAUAAUAAAUAGGAACAGAAAAUGAACACAAGGGAGAAAAAAGAGGAAAUUUUUAAUAAAAGCAAUGACUUCUUAAUAAGGUAAAAAUGAGUAAAAACUUCAGUUAGACAAGAAAAAGGUUUGAUAUAAUGUCUUACAAAAACAAAUGUAAAAGCUCUAAGAUAAGGCUGUAAAGUAACACAAUGAUGAAAGUUGUUUGAAGAGAAAAGAUUUUAAUGAAAUAAUGAAAUUACCACUAAAAAGUAAGAACUUAGUAAGAUGUAGAGCAUAAAAACAGAGGGCUCUGUUGUUGGUGAUGAACAUUUUAAAGAGAAGCAUGUGAGGACACAAGUGAUCUGGGACAUGAAAUAAAAGAUCUGUGAUAUUGGAGAAAAAUGUCAUGUAAAGAUAAAUCAAAACUUGAAAGCACUCUUAAAUUAAAAACAGGAGUUGUGUAAUCUAUUUUCUUUUUCCAAGUCAAGAUUCCAGCUGUUCUGAACAAGCUGUAGUUUUGUUGUGUUCAUAGACCUUUAAUAUAACUCGGCUGUGAAAAUUAUCAUAGUGCUGUAUUAAAAAACAUGAUUACAUCAAAGUGAAGCAUUGCACCAAAACUGUCAAAUAUACAACAUGUGCAGAGUUGACUUCCUUUGUGUUCCAGCGAGGAGCAGGUGGAUGUUGAGCUGGUGCAGCGGGGUGAUGUAGUGAAAGUCGUCCCUGGAGGGAAGUUUCCGAUAGAUGGGAGAGUCAUCGAAGGACACUCCAUGGCAGAUGAGUCUCUCAUCACAGGUAAGUUAGAGUGAGUAAGGAACACAAAGGAUCUGUCAGUCUGGAUGAAGGGCUUGGACUUGAGCUUGUUGUAAACACAGAAUGUAAAUACUCUUAGGGUUGGCCAAUUCAACAGAUUGGACCUACACACAGUCCUGUUCUUAUUUGUUCUUGAAAUGUUUAUCUUAAAGCUAUUUAAACUUUUACUCAGGCAAGGAAUCUAAACAAAACAAAACAAACAAAAGCCAUGACCAAGCUGUAGGUACAUGUCAAUGAAUACUCAAAUAAACUCUUGUUAAAGGAUAACAAACUUGACUUGGACUAAUGUAGUCUCUGUUUUUAUUGUAGAAAUAUUUAAUGUCUUCUAAUGACAUGGUUCAACAUGAUAGUUAUUAUCUGUAAUUAGUCGCUGGUUCAAUAUUUAAUUAGACAUUAUAAAUAACGGUGUAAACAUGUAGUCUUCUGUUGUUAUUUGAGUUGUACUUUCCCCCACUACUUUUUUUUCGUUUUUGGUAACAUAUGACCUGCUCCCAUGUCCUGAUUCCCUCCCUAGACUCUCUGGUGUUUUCUCACCAGCUGUUGCUUUGUGCCUGCAGGUGAGGCCAUGCCGGUGACUAAGAAGCCUGGGAGCUCUGUAAUUGCAGGCUCCAUUAACCAGAACGGCUCCCUGCUGGUCAGCGCUACACAUGUCGGCAUGGACACCACGCUGUCUCAGAUUGUUAAACUAGUGGAGGAGGCUCAGACCUCAAAGGUGAAUCAUGUGGUUUUAGAUUUGCACCAUGUUAACCCACUUUCAUGGUAAUUUUUUCUCAGGUGAUUAAACUCGUGACACUUUUUUUAGGCUCCCAUCCAGCAGUAUGCAGACAAAAUCAGUGGGUACUUUGUUCCUUUUAUUGUCUGCAUAUCCGUCCUGACCUUGAUCGCCUGGAUCUUCAUCGGAUUUUUGGACUUCUCCUUGGUGGAAGAGUACUUUCCUGUAAGUCGUCUUUGCAGUCUUGUUAAAAAAAAACAUGCUCACCUUCUUUAUAUCAACAGGAUAUUACAUCUAUUUCUCCAAAUUCCUGUUUUACAUGAUGUCACUACAACUGGGAUCAUCUUUGUUGUAGGUCAUUUUAUUUCAAAGUGUUCAUUAUGUAUAAAUUGAAGACAGUGCACCCCUUUUUCCCCUUAUGAAGGGUUACGACAAGAGCAUUUCCCGGGCCGAGGCAGUGAUCCGCUUUGCUUUCCAAGCCUCCAUCACUGUGUUAUGCAUUGCUUGUCCUUGUUCCCUUGGCUUGGCAACCCCAACAGCUGUCAUGGUGGGCACAGGAGUUGGAGCCCAAAAUGGCAUCCUGAUAAAGGGAGGAGAGCCACUCGAGAUGGCACAUAAGGUGUGUUAAUGAUGACAUUCUGACACUCCUGUGGAGUCAGCCAACUAUGUAACAGACCACCUGUCAACACAUUUCGAUACAGUCCUGGUUUCUGAUGCUACAAACCCUAUUGACCCACAUAACUCCCUGAUUUUACUCAUUACAACUAAUAUCUUCUGUCCGAGCAGGUCCAGUCCGUUGUGUUUGAUAAGACUGGGACUAUCACUUAUGGUGCCCCCAAUGUUAUCCAAGUCAAGAUAGUCGUGGAGGGGAACAAGAUGCCUCGCUCUCGACUGCUGGCUAUCGUGGGGACAGCUGAGAACAACAGUGAACAUCCUUUAGGAGCUGCGAUCACCAAAUACUGCAAACAGGUCAGAAGCUUUUCCAAGACAGUGGUUCCCAGACUUCUUUAUUCCCCCCACCAAACAAGAUGGUGACAGAAAUGACUGUGUUUAACUAAACACACCCACAAAGUCAUGGAUGAUUGUGAUUUUGUUAAUAAAUAAAGUCAUCUCCAUCCCUCAAACCACUUCUUUUAAAAGGACAUUUAGAUCACUGCAUCACAUCACAGGUGAUUUUUUUCACUAACAAACAAGUUAGUUUAAUUUUAGCAAAGCACUUUGUGACACAUCACUGGAUUGUUUCACAGCACUAUAAUUUUUCAGAAAUACAUUUAAGUUAAAAAACAAAUAAACAAAAAAAAAACUGCAUCGCUUUGCCACAAAAGAAAACUAUCAGUUUUAAAUGCGCAAAACACUUUUAUCUCUUGAUGGCUGCAUUACUCUAAACUUUUUUUGCUGUUUUUGUUAUGCUUCAGAAAAUGUCAAACAAAGUUGAGAGAACAUCUGAAAUAACAGUGGUAGAAAAAACAACCCCUGUUAAAUCUUUAACAGAUUAUUUUCGUCACUUUUAUCAGUCAAUGUACAAUUUAAAAAUAAAAGAAAACUGGAACAGCAUAUGGAGUCUCUUUUCUAAAAAGAGCAAUCAGAUUAUCAUCAAGUACUUUCUUUUCAGAUUGCUAAAUCGAUGUUUUCAUAUUUCCUUUCAAAUCUAAUCAUAAUUUACAAUCACUUUGUCAGAAACUGCAUGAGGUUUCUGGAUCGUGGCAAUUCUGUCUGCGACUAGUGCUCUGGGUUUCCUGCUGGCAAUAUUCACCAAGGUUUCUGUGAACAAACUUGAGUGAUAUAUUGACAUGACUGAGAUUUAAUGUUUUUGAAUCUUGUUUAUUUUGGGUCUCAUACUGUCGUCUGUCGAUGUUCUCUCUGUACCACUUUUCCCCGACUCUGUUUGCUACAGACAGCAUGUAAGGCAUGUCAGCUUGAGUUGGUUUUGGGAGCCACUGAUCUUGUUCAUCAUUUCAUCUAGACUUGGAAAAUGUAACUUUAAACAUCCGUUACUCUGUAGGAGCUGGGCACAGAGGCUGUUGGUGUGUGCACAGAUUUCCAGGCAGUGCCAGGCUGUGGCAUCCGAUGUCAGGUCAGCAACACUGAGACGUUGUUGAAACAGGCGGACAGCGACAGCGAGGAUAACAACCAGCGCAACAGUGUCCUCGUCCAGAUCAGUGACACCAGAAUGUCAGCCACCUCACAUCCUCUCAUCAUGGACCCUCAGCCUCUAAGUAUGCACUUAUACACUGUUGCAGCAGUUCAACUCAACAUUCCCAUAAACUUCUUUAGUUCUAAAUUUAAGCAGUAAUUUUUCUGACGUUUCCUUGAUCUUGUCUGACCUAAGUCAUCUGUUUCUGUAGGUCUCAUCAAGACGAGCACUUACGUCGUUCUAAUUGGCAACAGAGAGUGGAUGAGGAGAAACUGUCUGCAGGUCCGACCAGACAUAGAUGAAGCAAUGAUGGAGCAUGAACGCAGAGGACGCACUGCUGUUUUAGUAGCUGUAGACAGUGAGUACUGCUUAAUGUGAAGUUUGGCCUGUAUCUUGUUUCAUCAUUUACAACAUAAUGUGUCACUUCAGGAAGUGGUCUCUGUUAAUGAAGGAAAAACUGUAAAUAUUGCUUUAAAGAAGCAGAAGUUUCUAUCUGCUGAAAAAGAAAGCUCGAACUGUCCUGUCAGAGACGCAGUUGGCAUCUUUUUCCAUGAGUAAACGGUCUACUUUUGUUUUGUAAUGAGGCUCUUUGGUAAAGAGAUACAUUUCUCAUGAACACUAAAAAUAAAAUAAAAAGAAAUACCUUCAUGAUAAAAAAGUUUAAAGCUUUAAAGGAGAAUUUGGCUUGGAGUAUAUUCACAGUGGUGUGUCUUUAUGGCCUAAAACCACUAACAAAUCCAGAAGCAACAAAUCUGACAAAUCCUAUUGUUAUUUAAAUGCCUGUAACUGCUGUGAAGAACAGACAAUCACAGCAUAAUGAAGAAAUUACCUUUAUGAACCUUUUCCACUGUGAACAUUCAAAGUGAGCUUUACAUUAGACUGUUGAAGGGGGGGCAGGAUGAGGUUUACACAUGCACAGGGCAACAUCAACGCAGAGAUUAAAGGCCAACUUUGUCAGCAAGAGAUACCAAAAUUGGUAUCAACAGAAAGUUCCUUACAAGAGCUUUAAAUAGAGAUACUACUAUUACUUAAACUUUGUUGAGUUCAGAAAUGUUUUAAUGAAGUUGUAUUUUUUUGUGUGUAGAUGUGCUGUGUGCCAUGAUAGCCAUAGCUGACACAGUGAAACCUGAGGCUGAACUGGCUGUUCACACUCUGACCAGCAUGGGGCUGGAAGUUGUGCUGAUGACAGGAGACAACAGCAAGACUGCAAGAGCCAUUGCUGCUCAGGUAUCACCUAGGUGUUGAUUUUGAGAUGAGUGUCGCCACACAGUUUCAGCAUUUGCUUGUGUUUUUGACUUGGUUUUAAGAUUUUAUCAAUGAAAUGAUGUUCUGAGAAAUCUUUGCUUUCUUACAAAUCAAAAAGGGGGAACCAGCGAUUCAGAUAUUAAGAUGACCAAAUCCCCCCUUAAUACUUCAUCACGUAUUUCUGAAAGUUAUUUCCCAAAAUUUAAAAUAAAAAUAAAAACAUUCUAUUUUUUUUUUUAAAACAUGUGAAGUCCACCAUUUAAGUGCUUUAUGUGUUUCUGAGCUUGUUAACGUCUCUCCUCUAGGUGGGUAUCAGGAAGGUGUUUGCUGAGGUGCUGCCGUCACACAAGGUGGCCAAAGUGGAGCAGCUGCAGCACGAAGGAAAGAGAGUCGCCAUGGUGGGUGACGGUGUUAACGACUCACCCGCUCUGGCCAUGGCUGACGUGGGCAUCGCCAUAGGAACUGGGACAGAUGUAGCCAUUGAGGCAGCAGACGUGGUGCUGAUCAGGGUGAGAAUCUGAGCUCCUGAUUCAUUGUAACAGUGCAGACUGCCUGUUGCAUAACAUGAUAAUUAAACAUGUCACUGAAGCAUUAAUGUAGUGAGGAGCACAGGAAGACACACAGCCCAGUAUCAAAAAACAUCCUGCUUACAGUACACCAAUGCUGUAAGCAGGUCAGAAAGUAUGUAGAAAUUACAGGUCAAGACAACAGUACGGGAGAGUGGGAUAAGAUGAGCUGUUUUUCAUAUUUGGGAUCACUACAUCAAGGCAAUCAUAGUUUGUCUCUAACUAGUGUAUCUGAUAAUAUAGCAUGCCAAAAAAAAAGUGGUCUCCUAUGGUCUACUUCCCUCUAGUAUGGGGUAAGUUGACCAUCAAACUCUUUAACUUUCUCAGUUGAGCCACUGGCUCAACUUACCCCAGAACUGUAAUUAUGACUUUAUUAGUCCUCUAAACUAAAAUGGUGGACUUUUAUGUUAGGUUUUUGACCUCAUGUUGCAGCUCAUAGAUACAACAAUUGAUGUAUAAAACAAAUUUAAAAUGAACUUUUUUGAUCUGAACACAAUUCUAACAAAACUUAUGACAGAGUUAAUUCACUUUCAAGAGUGAACAAUGUUUUUUUGUAAAUAAAUGUCUAACCCCUUCACCCAUGUGUUUCUAACCUUCACAGACUCCAUGAAUUGAUGACCAUCUCCUAAAUAUUUGGUCACAUGAUCAAUUUCUUUUACCAUUUCCAAGUAAAAGGGGGUGGUGGUUCAACUUACCCUUUGGCUCAUCUUACCCCACUCUCCCCUAUAUGAUUAAAGACAAUACGGGGAAAAACAUGAACCUUCACUGCAUUUUGAAGUAUUUUUAAUGACAUGACACAUCACCCCUUAGACUUUGUUUCUGUCCUGAUAAUCAACAAACGAAAUGAUUGCGUGUUACUGCCUCCUCUGAAAUCAGUUCCUGAAUUCUUUGGUCCCAAGGCGAGUUCACCACCUCCUCCUGUCCUCCUCUGUUAUCAUGGAGCAUUUUGGAGUCUUUCAUGUGCCAGGUCAAGCUGUUUAAAAAAAGAGCCAUGUGCCCAGGUGUGCAUGAUUUGCUUAUCUGUGAGCUCUGUCUGAGUGAAUACAGAUGUAUCAUUUUUGUGCACUGAUAACAAAUCUGUACGUAUGAAUAUGCAAACUGUGCACACGGAUUGGUGCAUGGCUCUUUUUUUUAAGGUCUUGGGGCUCUGUUGUGCAUAUCUCAGCUGACAUGACAUUCAUAACAUAGCUAAUCUUCUACUGUGUAUUUUAACCUCUAACACCAGUGUUCACUCAGUGAGAUUUUUUUGAGUUGAUAUACAAGUGCAUAGUUUUGCUCCUGCUGUCAGACUUAGUAUUGCUCUAGUAUUGCUCUCUCAACAUGUACCUUCCUUUAAUAAGUAUUUAAUGGGUUACUGACUUCAAAUCAAUCAUGUGAAUCAGUUUAAGACUAGGUAGGAUUUAUCAGUCAGCUUAGACAGGAGCAGCUUGGGGCGCUUAAGAACAAGUAUUACAUUCUUGAACUUCUUUUAUUUUUUUCUCUUUAUAUUAAACUGAUUAAAAACUGUCGCUCCAGAAGGGCCAUCAAACACAUGCAGAUUUUUUUCACCUUUUUACAAAUGGGAUAUUUCCCGAAAUGUGCUUUUGUUAAAUCACCAGAGUUAAUGAGCGAUAUUAUCCCUACCUCAAUGAAAACCUUUUCUUGUUGCCUUGUUUGCAGAAUGAUCUUCUGGACGUGGUGGGAAGCAUUCACCUCUCAAAAAAGACGGUUAAGAGGAUCAGGAUCAACUUUGUUUUUGCUCUCAUUUACAACCUGGUUGGCAUUCCUAUAGCUGCCGGUAGGUACUCACAAAGAUGAGCUGGAUGGUUCAAGGAAUUGAUAAAUGACAUUGCUAAGUGUUGCUAGUUUGUAUUAUGUUUGUCUUCAUAACAGCAAUGAUAUAAGUUGUGUCCAUCCACAGGUGUGUUUCUCCCCGUUGGUCUGGUGCUGCAGCCGUGGAUGGGCUCUGCUGCAAUGGCGCUGUCAUCUGUCUCUGUGGUUUUGUCUUCUCUCCUACUCAAAUGGUAAUGAAAUGUGUAACGCUUUGUUGUGCCCUUUUUAUCUGUGAGCUUUGUUGUUUUUUUCUCCCGUUUGAUCAUGUUAAUAUAUUUGAUUUUUCUUUUCUCCUGGGUCUUUGUUCAGUUACACGAAGCCCACCGCUGAGCAGUUGGAGGCCAAAGUGGGUAGCAGCAGGCGGCAAGGCAGCCUAUCAGAUGUCAGCGUUCACAUUGGCAUGGGCGAUGUGCGUCGUCCGUCCCCCAAACUGAGCCUGCUGGACCGCAUUGUGAACUACAGCCGUGCCUCCAUGAACUCCCUGCGCUCUGACAAACACUCCCUCAACAGCUUGGUGCUCAGCGAUCCUGACAAACACUCCCUGCUGGUGGGGGAGGAGCUGUGUGAAGAGGAGGAGGAGGAGGAGGCCUGCUGA
Messenger RNA from Xyrichtys novacula (pearly razorfish), 16021 nucleotides. The record is from the annotation of a GenBank genome assembly. NCBI's taxonomy places the organism in Eukaryota, Metazoa, Chordata, Actinopteri, Labriformes, Labridae.